UUUUUUUGUUAAAUGAAAUUAUUUGUUUUCAUUUUUUUUAUCAUCUCAGUCCCUUGGAAUUGAAAAAAUAGACAACAACAAUUAACCAAUUUUAAUUUACUUUUGGUUAUGAGUGAGAAAAAGUACCAUUGCCCGGUGGAGGGCUGUUCUUUUCAGAGCAAAGGUAAACACUUUAAGCGCAAAAUGUCCAUUGAUCAGCAUUUCCUCAACUGUCACUCUGAGCGAAAGUACAAAUGCUUCAAUUGUGACAAAAGCUACGCUAUCGAUUGGCAGUUAAAGUAUCACCUUAAAACCUGUGGUCUAAUCUGGAAGUGCCUAACAUGUGACAAAUUUUACAAAGAAAGAUUGUCUCUGAUUACCCACUGUACUCGGCACUCUCAUGUUUUACCUGAUGAAGCUCGUCGUCGUAAAACGAAAAGUAAAAAGGAAGAUAAAUCAAGCAGUAGUACCAACAACAGUCACAGUGGUGGAAGUAGUAAAGAUACACAAGUGAUGAUUCUUCCCGUUAUGAUGCCAACCGCUCAGACAACUGGAAACAAUAGCAGCCAUAACAACCAAACCUCAAGCUCAUCAUCAUCUCGACAUCACCAUCAGUCAACUACUUCGUCUUCUUCGUCCUCUUCAAGCUCAUCCUCGCGACACCAUCAUCAUCAUCAUCAUCAAUCUCCUCAUCAAGCACCCAAACAGUUACAACAACCCAAUCCUAAUCGGGCUCACCACCAUCAUCCUCCUCAACAUCUUCCCAAGCCUCCAUUUCAAAAUCCAAUUGCACCACCAACAGUUGAUUAUCAUCAAUUAAAUCAAAGGAUCAAUAUAGCAGAACUGUAUGCAAAUUUACCGCAAAUGAUGGAUCCAAAUUCGGGUUAUAUGAGAGAUACUAGUGGACAGUCCGAUGUUGAACAUUUGAAACACGGUUUACAUCAUUUUGCUCCACCUCGAGCUCACCUUUGGUCAACUUCUGAUUGUUAAAACUUUCUCUUUUUCUCUCUCCCGUUUCGGAAGCUUUUACCCUCGGCUUAAUAUGAUUCUGUCAUUUCUUACACAUACAAAACCCAAAACUCAAUCAACAAUUUAUAAUAUUUACACUAAAGCAAAACUCCUGUUUUACAAUUGAAAUAACAUCCUAAGGCAUCAUUAAUGCAACAACAAUCAAGAUGUUAAUGAGAAAAAGUUCAAUUCACCAAUUUAUUAAUUUGGUGAUGAGUGAAAACACAGAAAAGUUAUUCUUUUGGCUCCUUCUCAUCUCAUCUCUUCCCUCUUUUAUCUCAUCUAAUAAGCAAGAAAAACAAUAUAA
Molecule: messenger RNA, 1294 nt
Organism: Panonychus citri (citrus red mite)
Lineage: Eukaryota; Metazoa; Arthropoda; Arachnida; Trombidiformes; Tetranychidae
Product: ATM interactor-like
Exons: 2
Coding region: 109-969 (286 amino acids)
Biological process (GO): regulation of transcription by RNA polymerase II
Cellular component (GO): nucleus
Molecular function (GO): DNA-binding transcription factor activity, RNA polymerase II-specific; transcription cis-regulatory region binding
Source: RefSeq, a predicted model, not a curated record